This is a messenger RNA of Acaulospora morrowiae, 742 nucleotides long. NCBI's taxonomy places the organism in Eukaryota, Fungi, Glomeromycota, Glomeromycetes, Diversisporales, Acaulosporaceae. The record is from the annotation of a GenBank genome assembly.
GAAUGUGUUGGCAGCGGAUGAGAAUCAAAAGAAAGCCUUAGAACGAGAAUGGAUUAAACCAAUUGAACAAAUUUUGUGGCAUUGCUUACCUAAAGCUAAACGGGGAAAUGACACCGAGUUCAUUGAGAUCAUACGAUCUGGAACUCAAGCGUUAUCCAAUAUAAUCACGGGAAACUCCUUCACACAUGAACUUAUUUGGAAUGAUCUCUUGAAUAGGAGUGGGUCUAGCGAUCUUUUAAGAGCACUCGCCGAUUGCGAUGAUGAUCUCAUGCUGUCAAACUGCCUGACCAUUGUUCACAAUUACAUAUAUGAGAACGAACUUCGAAGCAAAACAUUGAUAAAUUCAGAGCCGGGGACGCAGCUUUUGAAAAAAUUUUUGGAAAAAGCCGAGACGUUUCAUGAGGAUGAAAUUUCCGAAAACUUCAAGCUCAUAUACACUAUUGUUUUCCGAUUAAUCGAUUUCGAUCUCUUCCCAGCACUCUAUGAUUCUCUCGAUCAACCUUCAAAACGCGUACCGACGCAACAACAAAUCAUCCUACUCAAGUUUCUCGACUCCAAGUUUCAUGCAACAUCGGAUGCAUCUAAUCCUUGUUCAAUUCUCUUGUGCACUUUCCUGUCCAGACUAUUUAACGCACUCUGUCCUCAAGCCAUUUAUUUGAUGCGACAGUCAGAAUCCACCGAUAUUUCCGGAGAAGAUAAACCCCAAGAAAUCGAGGAUACGAGAUCAACAUUUACGGGGUUA